AUGGCCAGGUAUUUGUCCCAACUGGAACGAGCGCUGGGGCGCGGCCUGCGCAUCAUGCAAUCUUCGGGGGGCAGCAUUACGGCCAGUCUGGCCGCCGACCAGCCGGUCCGCACUAUUUUGAGCGGCCCGGCCGGCGGCGUAGUGGGGGCCUUUUACACCGGCAUGCAGGCCGGUUACCCCGACAUAAUUACCCUCGAUAUGGGCGGCACUUCAACCGAUGUGUCGCUGUGCCCCGGACGCAUCAAAGAAACCACCUCGGCUACGUUGGGCGGCUAUCCGGUCAGCGUGCCAAUGAUCGAAAUUCAUACCGUGGGGGCCGGUGGGGGUUCGAUCGCGCGGGUGGAUUCCGGCGGCGCCCUGGUGGUUGGGCCGCAAUCGGCCGGCGCUGAGCCGGGACCAGCCUGCUACGGGCGGGGAGACCGGAUUACCGUUACCGACGCCAACCUCACGCUGGGACGGCUCCGCGCCGAUGGUUUCCUGGGUGGCCGCAUGACGCUGGACCGGGAACGGGCGGAAGCGCUGAUGAUUGACGUUGCCGCUGGCAUAGGCGCAUCGGUUACCGAUGCCGCCCUGGGAAUCAUACGCGUCGUCAAUUCCAACAUGGAACGGGCCAUCCGUUCGAUCUCGCUGGAGCGCGGCUAUGAUCCGCGAGAGUUUACCCUGGUGCCCUUCGGAGGCGCCGGCCCGAUGCACGCCUGCGAGCUGGCCGGUGAGCUGGGCAUCCCGCGCGUGUUGGUUCCCUCGCACCCGGGCAUACUGUCUGCCCUCGGAGUCGCCAUCGCCGAUGUGGUCAAGGAUUAUUCCCGAACCGUGAUGCUACGCGGCGGCGACCUGGAUAAAAUCCGGCUUGAGGAAGAAUUCCACGGUAUGGAACAACAGGCCCGGGCUGAACUGAUGGACGAAGCCCUGCCGGUUGAUUCGAUGACCGCCCGGCGCUUCAUCGACGUGCGUUACGUCGGGCAGUCGUUUGAGUUAACGGUGGAUUGCCCCUCGUUGUCCGGUCGCGGCGACCUGCGCCGAAGUAUCUCCCGUGAGUUCUACGCCGCCCACCUGCAACGGUUUGGCUACGCCGACCGUGCGUUGCCGAUUGAGGUAGUUAACCUGCGGCUGAAACUGGAGCUGCCGGUGGAUAAACCGCAGCUGGAACCGUCUCCGUUUGCCGGCGCCGACGCGGCCCACGCCGCUAUUGGCGCGACUGAGGUGGUAUUCGCCGACGGUCCGAUGGUUACCACGCUGUACGACCGUGGCGGUCUCGAAACCGGAAACCAGAUCGCAGGCCCCGCGCUGUUGCUGCAACUGGACACGACGAUCGUCGUCCCACCGGGUUGGCAAGGGUACGUGGAUGCUUUCGGAAAUCUGCUGCUGGAAACUGCCGAACCGCAUUAG
Molecule: messenger RNA, 1386 nt
Organism: Geodia barretti
Lineage: Eukaryota; Metazoa; Porifera; Demospongiae; Tetractinellida; Geodiidae
Source: the annotation of a GenBank genome assembly